AUGUUCAUGAGCGAUUUUCAACAGUCUGGAGUUGCAGCCGUCGUUGCUGUGGUUGUAUCCCUCACCGUUAUCAGUAUCUUCGCUCGCAAGUCUCUUCGUCUCACUACUCCCCCUGGUCCCAAAUCAUCUUGGUUUGGUUUCGGUAAACCUCCCGUCCCAACGACGUACCCUUGGCGUACCUACCAGGAAUGGCAGAGACUUUAUGGUGACAUUGUGUUCUAUUAUGCUUAUGGAAACCCUGUUGUCGUUCUUAACUCGGCCAAGGUCGCAGAUGACCUCCUCGACAAGCGCGGUGCGAUUUACUCUUCUAGGCCCGUCAGGACCAUGUUAAGAGAGCUAAUGGGUUGGAAUUGGUCUUUUUCAAACAUGCUCUAUGGUAGUUCGUGGAGGAAGUAUCGCAGCACAUUUCAGAAGCAUUUCCACCCGCGUGCAAUAACCCAGUACCAGCCCAUCCAGCUCAAAGAAGUUCAAACAUUCCUUCGUAACCUGAACCGCUCUCCCGAAGAUUUCUACCACCACAUGCGCAGGAACGCUGCAGCUCUCGUCAUGAAGAUUUCCUAUGAUCAUGAUAUCGCAGAAGAAGGCGAUCACUUCGUCGGCUUAGCUGACAGAGCUAUGACCGGGACAGCCCAAGCAGCCAUCUUUGGAACUUUCGUGGUUGAUUAUUUACCUAUCUUGAAGCACGUUCCCAGCUGGUUUCCGGGCGCCGAAUUCAAGAGAAAGGCGAAAGCCUGGCGCCAAGAUACUAUGGCGAUGCUUGAAGAGCCUUUCGCCAUGGUCAAGCAGAAGAUGGCGCUGGGAACUGCCGGGCCUUGCGUUACCACGCUUGAGCUAGAUGAUGCCAGUAAGGAGAAAGAAAUCGACGUAUCAAUGAUUCAAGGGGUUGCCGCCAUUUCCUACGCAGCUGGUGCAGAUACGACUGUUUCUGCCGUGAUGUCUUUCUUCAUCGCCAUGAUGAAUAACCCCGAGAUUCAGCGUAAGGCUCAGGAGGAGAUCGAUCAAGUCGUGGGCAAUGACCGCCUCCCCACAUUCGAAGAUCGUAGCAGGAUGCCGUUCCUCACCUGUCUCGUCUGGGAAACUCUACGAUGGAAUCCGGUCACACCUCUGGCGGUUCCUCACGCAACAGUUCAAGAUGACGUUUACGAAGGGUAUUUGAUUCCGAAGGGAACAACUGUGCUUGCAAAUGCCUGGGCGAUUCUCCAUGACGAGGCCAAAUACCCUGACCCGUUCUCAUUCAACCCCGAGCGCUUCGCGGACGAGAAUAAAAACGCUGAACUCGAGAUAAAUGAGCUCCCUUACGCGGCAUUCGGAUUUGGGCGUCGUAUUUGCCCUGGCCGUUGGCUCGCAUUGGACACCAUUUGGAUUACUAUCGCAUCAAUCCUUGCCGUUUACAACAUCUCGAAGCCUAAAGACGUGAAUGGCGCGGUUAUCGAACAGGCCGUAGUAUACACAGGCCAUGCAAUCAGUCGACCUGAGCCUUUCAAAUGCACUGUUGUUCCUCGUUCGGCGGAGGCUCUUGCACUCGUAGGGCAGGCGUGA
Heterobasidion irregulare TC 32-1 is the source of this 1539-nucleotide messenger RNA. RefSeq names its product cytochrome P450 monooxygenase 10 (gene cyp10). The transcript is spliced from 11 exons. Lineage: Eukaryota; Fungi; Basidiomycota; Agaricomycetes; Russulales; Bondarzewiaceae. Bases 1 to 1539 code for a protein of 512 amino acids. The record is from RefSeq and is a predicted model, not a curated record. Gene Ontology annotation, molecular function: iron ion binding; monooxygenase activity; oxidoreductase activity, acting on paired donors, with incorporation or reduction of molecular oxygen.